This is a messenger RNA of Oryzias melastigma (Indian medaka), 3927 nucleotides long. Its product is annotated as rho GTPase-activating protein 12. Gene Ontology annotation, molecular function: protein binding. The transcript has 19 exons. The record is from RefSeq and is a predicted model, not a curated record. The coding region runs from base 338 to 3001 and encodes 887 amino acids. Lineage: Eukaryota; Metazoa; Chordata; Actinopteri; Beloniformes; Adrianichthyidae. Gene Ontology annotation, biological process: signal transduction; regulation of GTPase activity. Gene Ontology annotation, cellular component: cytoplasm.
AAAAGGCUCCUUCAGUGAUACAUCUUGCUAGUAGACGAUCUUUGACUGAAGGUGGUUGGCGAAGUUGUCGGGGCAGGCGAGAGUCCACGGGAUUACACCGGCCGGGAAAGCGCAGGAGACACGGCGGAGUCGACCGAAACCUGUCAAGUAGCUUGUUAAAUUAAGCUUGGUGGCCAUACUGGAAGAAAAUAAAAGAAAUAAAGUUGAGCGGGACUUGACUCCGUCUAGCACCAGCUGAAGUGGCUGUUCCUCUCCCCACGGACUGGAGAUUUUCCCAUGAUGCCAUGGUAGGGAAUACUUCUGUUUACUCCUGAACUCUCAAGCAGACAGAGACAAUAUGGCACACCUGCCUAUAGCCCCAGGUGAGGUCUACAUCGAGGUGGAUUAUGACUAUGAGUACAAGUCCAAGGACCGCCUCAUUUCCAUCCACCAGGGUGAGCGCUACCUGCUGGUCAAGAAAACCAACGAAGAUUGGUGGCAGGUGAAGAAAGAUGAUGGGACUAAAGCGUUUUAUGUACCUGCUCAAUAUGUCCGGGAAGUUCGCAAAGCUCUGAUGCCUCCCCCCAAACCUUUCCCUCAUCACCCUGGUGGUGCUUCAAAAAUUCCACAAACUGGGAGUUCAUACUGGGUCAAUCCAUCUCAUCUGGACCUGGGACUAAAAGACCAGGCCGCUGAAGGCCUCAGUCGGCAUGAAUCCAAAUCUCAGCGCUCUCCGUCUGCUCAAACCGCAUCUUCAGGUCACUUCACUCCCCCAAGUCGGCGCAGGAACAGUAGCCCCCGUCAUUCCCCCCUUACCCCGACUGACCAUGACCGAGCUCCAACUGAAAUCAUUGUCCAAGAAGCUGGACCCCAGGAAUCUCAAAAGGGUUUGUCCGCCACCCUGCCCCGCGGCCGAGCCAGAUCCCCGAACAGAGACGGCCUGGAUGUUGAUAGCACUUACUGUGACUCUGCGGGGGAAGAUAGACGCACCAACGACUCUGAGUCUGGAGACGAACUGAGCGGCUCUUCCACCGAACAACUCCAGAUGGACCCACCGGGUCAGGUAAGUUCUGAUUCCUCCAUCUACACCAACCUCCAGGAGCUGAAAAUAUCACAGGCAAACAUGCCCCCUCAGCCCUCCGGCUCCCCCCUGCACGUAUCAGGGGACUGGGAGACCCACAAAGACCAGACUGGGAGGCAGUAUUACUACAACCCCUUCACUCAGGAAAGGACAUGGAAACCCCCCCGGACCAAAGAUAUCAACAACGGAAACCCGCGAGGAGAAAGUCACAGUGCUGAAGACAGCUCUGAGACCACUCCUCUUUCCCUGUCGCCUUCUCUCCUUCCCUUCCUGUCGCUCUCCCUCGGUCGAAUCCUGCCUCUCUCUCCGGAGGACACCUGCUUCAGUACCUACUCUAGCCAGUCAGAGAGCCAGUAUGGCUCCCCGCCACGCGGCUGGUCGGAGGAGAUGGAUGAGUACGGCCACACGCUGUACGUCAGCGACUAUACUAAUGAGAAGUGGUUAAAACAUGUGGACGACCAGGGAAGACCAUAUUACUACAGCGCCGACGGCUCCAGGUCCGAAUGGGAGCUGCCCAAAUACACCACGUCCCCACCUCAGCUCCCCAAGGAUGUCCAGAAGAGUCAAAGUUUGGACAGAAGAACGACCAAACCGUCUGUGGUGGUGUGGAGAAACAGCAGCCACUUCCCUGUGCCAAGUGAAAAGCGGCUGUUAAAAAGCAGGCAUUCCCGCUCAGGCUCUGCCCGACCACACCCAUACAAACACCAAGAAGCUCCUCUGGCCCCCAAGUCUCCCUCUCCCGACUCUGACUCCUGCUCUUCGUCUCCAAAGCCUCCCGCCUCUCCAUCUGAAAAGUGUGGAGUCCUGAACAUGACAAAGAUUACUGAGAAUGGACGGAGAGUACGGAAGAACUGGACUUCCUCCUGGACAGUUCUCCAAGGAUCAGAGCUGCUGUUUGCCAAAGGUCAGGCGAGUGGAUCCAGCUGGUUUGGAGGCGGUCAGUCCAAACCUGAGUUUGCUGUGGAUCUGAAGGGCGCCUCUGUGGAAUGGGCCUCCAAAGACAAGUCCAGCAAGAAGAACGUUAUAGAGCUGAAGAUCCCGAACGGCACAGACCUGCUGAUCCAGUCCGACAACGACGGCACCAUCACCGAGUGGUUCAACGCGCUGGAGGAAACCAUCCGCUCACAUGCCUGUGAGUCUGACGAUGCCAUAGAAGAAGACCUGCCCGAGUCCCCUGGUCCAGAAACCAAAGAAAAGAAGGACUCCAGGGUCUCAAAGAAAGAAAAAGGCUCCAAGGCGGCCGCCAGCACUGAACCCGCGGACACCAAGAAGACCAAACACAAGCUGAAGAAGUUCCUGACCCGCCGGCCCACCCUGCAGGCAGUCAGAGACAGAGGAUACAUUAAGGAUCAGGUGUUUGGCUGCAGUCUGGCCAGCCUGUGUCAGCGGGAGAACAGCACGGUGCCUCACUUUGUCAAGCUGUGCAUCGAUCAUGUGGAGAGCAAAGGUCUGAGCAUCGAUGGGCUGUACAGAGUCAGCGGGAACUUGGCUGUCAUACAGAAACUGAGGUUUGCCGUCAACCACGAUGAGAAGGUGAACUUGUCAGAUGCAAAGUGGGAGGACAUCCAUGUGACCACUGGAGCUUUAAAGAUGUUCUUCAGAGAGCUCCCGGAGCCGCUCUUCACCUACGCUCUGUUUCAGCAGUUUGUUACUGCCAUCAAAACUCAAGAGUACAGGCAGCGCGUUCAGGCCAUCAAAGACUUGGUCAAGCAGCUGCCCAAACCCAAUCACGACACCAUGCAGACACUCUUCAAACACCUCAGGAGAGUCAUCGACCACGGCGAGGAAAACCGAAUGACCACCCAGAGCAUAGCAAUCGUCUUCGGCCCGACCCUGCUGCGGCCCGAAACAGAGACCUGGAACAUGGCGGUCCACAUGGUCUAUCAGAACCAGAUAGUGGAUCUAAUCCUGCUGGAGUAUGAGAACAUCUUCAGCAGGUAGACGCCAGGAGACGCCACAGGAGGAGGACGGCGUGUUUCCACUCCCUUAAGCAAGACCGGCCCGGACCGGCCCGGCUUAGCUUCUGUUCACCUCAAAAUCACCGGGCUCAUCUAUUUCCUGGACCAAUGGAACCCCAAAUGUUUCAUGAGCCAAAAACAUAAAUGCCCUUCAGAGUAGAGACCAAAAAACUUUGCACUUUGAAGUUUGUCAUUUCUCCUGCAUUUGUGCCACUUUACUGCCAAGGUGAGACUGUCCUGACACUGGAGUCCUGUCUGGAAGCGGAGCAGCAGAGGAGCAGCAGAGGAGCCUCGCUGGGCUGUGAGACACACCGUCAGUAUUGGAGGUUGAAGAUGAUGAACUGUUCUGUACUGUAAAUCUCACAGCUUAUAGACACCACAGCAGGAGAAGCCGCCGCUGCUCAGCUUAGCUUUAGAUACUUUUCCUGACAGGAGGAAAAAGCUGGAUCCGGCUGGAGGGGGAGGAAAUUCUGGGCUCUUUUUAGUUUUUUUGUCUUUGUCUCUACGAUGUGUCCUCAGUUACUGGGACGAGGUCCUCUGAACACAUGACGGGGUUUCUGUCACCCCUCCGUGUUACAUCUGCAUGAAACUUUCCCAGCUUGUAGAACAAAUCGCGUCGGAGCAACAAGAGCAAACUAGGGUACUCGGCUGCUGCUGUAAGAAUUUAAGAUGUUCCAACCAUGAAUCUGUACAGUGUUUUUGUCAGUGUGUGAAGGGGGGUGGAUAAACUUAAAAACAAUGUGCUGUAAAAAUAGUUAAUAUAAGUCUGUCUGUAUGCAUGGAUGUUAAAGUGAGAGAGGGGAGGAUGAUUGAGAUGAAACUGGGAUGUGGAGGUUGACCUGGGAAACAGGUACUGCUGGCUUUAACAAACUGGAAUAAAUUCCUCUAAAAAAUGUUGUUCACGUGAAG